Molecule: messenger RNA, 2891 nt
Organism: Acipenser ruthenus (sterlet)
Lineage: Eukaryota; Metazoa; Chordata; Actinopteri; Acipenseriformes; Acipenseridae
Product: ADP-ribose glycohydrolase OARD1-like
Exons: 6
Coding region: 149-637 (162 amino acids)
Biological process (GO): peptidyl-glutamate ADP-deribosylation
Source: RefSeq, a predicted model, not a curated record
CGAAAGUGUGUGUGAGGGUUUGUUUGCGGCUCACGUGAUUUAUACAAGCGCAAGGGAGAACCUGACCGUGGAAUAAAACUACGGUAGCGUAUCGAUACUUCAAUACCGACGUUACCUGAACACCAUUUAAAAAGGCAAAGAACCCAAAAUGGAAAGUGCAGAAACAAAGGAGGAAGUCACAGAAACGAUGACAGAACACACUGUAACUGGGUUCCAGAUCCGGCAUGUGAAGGGAGACCUGUUCUCCUGUCCGCAGAGCGAGUCUCUGGCUCAGUGCAUCAGCGAGGACUGCCGCAUGGGGGCUGGGAUAGCCGUGCUCUUCAAGAGGAAAUUCGGGGGCGUCCAGGAGCUGCUGGGACAGAAGAAGCAGCCUGGUGAGUGUGCAGUGCUCAGAAGAGGAAAACGCUUUGUUUACUAUCUGAUCACAAAGAAGAAGGCUCACCAGAAACCGACCUACGAGAGCCUGCGAAAGAGCUUGGAAGCCAUGAGGGAGCACUGUGUCAGCAAUGAAGUCAGAGAACUGUCAAUGCCCAGGAUUGGCUGCGGACUGGAUCGUCUGGAUUGGAAGAAGGUGGCAGUGAUGAUAGAAGAGGUGUUCCAAGAUACUGACAUCCACAUCACUGUGUACACUCUGUGAGAGGCAGCGUGGGCCGAGCUGGGACUGGAGCCACUUGCACUGGCAUUGACCCUUCCACCCUGGCUGCCAUUGCCAUCUAGUCAGUUCUGUCUGACUGCAGAUUCAGCUUCUGGUUGAUUCGGCUCAUUGGCAGCCUGUAACAGGUUUUUAAAUCUUUGCACCUUACACUAAUUGUAGCAAAAGUGAGAGAGUGUUGGGUUACUGUAGCAAGAUUUUUCCAGGAUAAGAGUCUGAUGUGAAAUAUAAUCCCUUUUUUCUUUAAAGAUGAGAAAAUAUUGUUUUGUUAUGAGUUCUCAAAAGGAAACUGACAGUGUAAAAGAAAACAUUUUGAUUCAUGUUUAAAUCUCAGAUUUUUCAGGUAAUUUUUUUUUUAUUCUUUUUUUUUUUGAAGAAAUCAUUAAUAUGAGGUUGUCAUGAAAAUGUUUUAUGAAAGUCUAGUGUAGUUUUUUUUGUAUAUUGUAAAGCUACAGCACUUCGAUGGGUCUCCGGGAGCAUUGCAAUGAAGGAGUUCAGUGAUUAGUUGUUCUUGUUAAUGAAGUAUUAGUGACAUUGUUAGUUAUGAUGCAGAUGGCUAUGGUGUCAUGUCUGUAUUGCAGGGAUGAGAGUUCAUCACAGUACAGAGGAUAUGUGCCUGCAUGCCUGAACUGAUAGCCAGCAUGCAGCUACAGUACUGCCAAUACAUUUUGGGUUUGCGCAGUGGGUUACCGUAUCUGAUUAUCAUCACUGUAGACCAAAGUGGGUUUACUGUUAAAUAGAAGAGAUGGAAAAAAUGUAAAUAUAAGGGAAGGGUGUUUAAUGUGUUUAUGCUAAGAUCUGUGAUGCAAUGGUAAGCCACUGGGUGGCACUGUAUGCUGUUAAAUAAACCCAUUUAAACAGACCAUUGUUACAGAAGUUGGCUACCAGUCAGAUCUGUGUCUUAAUUGACAGUCAUAUUAAGAGCCGGAGUGAAAACACACAGUGAUGAAAGGGAAGGGUUUUAGAAAGUAAUAUUCAGCUUUGUUGAUCGUCCCGUUUGAUUGGGACCCCUGUUACCGCUGAUUGAUCCCAGCGCUCCGUAGAGCCCUCAGGGUCAAACACUGAGCGCUCAGAACCUUAUUCUGAGAAGAGGUUAGCAGUGAUUAUGCAGGGUGAGUGACAGACACGCCAGGAGAGCAAGUGGCCUGGCUGCUGUUAAUGCCUGUCACACUAAAAAUAAACCGCUCAGCCUCCCAAAGAAAGUCCAGGACCCUAAUUCGUUAUUUCAGAAAAGAGCUCGGAGCAGAUUCCUGGUAUUUGUUUGCAGCACGUUAAUACACUGUGGUGACGUGAAUGCCUUGGAAAAGGGGGAAAAAGAACAUCUUAAAAGAAGCUUCAUUCAACUGUUCCAAGUCUCCCCACACCCCUCCUCUAGAUCCAGAAACAUAUAGAAAUAUUGUGUAGGUCACGUCUGUUUGGAAACAUUCUUUUAAUGAAAUAAUAAAAUGCUAAAGAAAACAUACAAACAUGUGACAAGUUGUGCUCUCAGUCAUAAUAAUAAUAAUAAUAAUAAUAAUAAUAAUAAUAAUAAUAAUACAGUUUAACAUGUUGAUGUAUAUGAACAUUUAGAAACUUUUCUUUCACAUAAUGGCAAAUGAGGAGCAUGCAUACAAUGGGAUGUGUGUGUUUGUAGAGCACUGUACGUGUUUCUCUUUAAUGUCGAUGUGCAAAAGGUUCUGUCUUUACUGUCCUGUUUUCAUUGCAAUGCUGGACUUUAACCCUUUAAGGUACAAGGGACAUAUGUGUACCACAAAAAAAUAGGCUAACUUUCUUAUUUUUGCAAGAGGUGCACGAAACAAGGUUGUUCUUCUUCCAUGACUCUAACAUUCCCAAUCACAAUUCUAAGGUAACCCUACGAGAAGCUGAGUCAAGUAGGGUUACCUUUACCAUGUUGCAACGCUUCAGAUCAGUAACCCAGGAGGUUCAUUCAAUGGCAUCUUCAUGUGCUUUGUGAACAGGGCCCUAGAAGCAUCCUCAGCAAUUUCACCUCUUCCUUACAUAAAUGUCAUUUCUGAUAUUGACCCGUACACACCAAGGAACCAACAGAUCUUGAAGCCAGAAGGUUUGCAUCACCUGGAAUUUUAGGAUUGAGACAUAAUUUAAAAAACAGAAAAAAAAGCUGUAUAAAAUUGCAACUGUAGCGGAUGUCUAAUGGUAGUAUUGUUAGAUUUUGAAAUGUCACAUUUUUCAAUUUGUCAGUUUUUCAUUUUAUAUAUAUAUAUAUAUAUAUAUAUAUAUA